UUUCGACGGAACAAGGAUACCUUGUUCGCGGACUUCAUCGUUGCCAUUGCCUACCUGUAGCAUAUGCUAUACUCAGAAGAACGAUUAGCAUGUUCAAUAUCCAAUCUGAAAGCAGUUCGGUGUCUUAGUCAGAAUGAAGACAUCCAAUCUUGCUGUAGAGGGCGGGGAUUUGUCAGCAUACAGCAGUCAUGUGCCAGGUGAGUUCGGUCAUUCAACACAACAUGGACAAAGGUGUGUGUUUCUCAUGGUGUUAGGUGGCGCAGUGAGAUCCGCCAUGUACAGGAACGGCCCCGGGCAGGAGGCAACGGAGGCAGUGGGUCUGCCGUCAUGCCACAAAACCCUCAUCUGCACUGGCACCUCCAUCCAGCGCUGAGCCCCUGGAGGAGUUUGCACCGUGUAGGAGUGUCUGAAAGGCGACCCCGUCUCCCGUCAUGGCUCACUCGUCGGAUCCUUCCCGCCGGGACGCGACCCCCGGAACUAAGGGGUCAGGCUCGGCUACACGCCACCUCCUCCAGAAGCAGCAGAAGCGGCGCCGUGGAUUCCAGUCCUCGUCCCCCAUGGGCCGAGUCAUCCUCAUCAACUCCCCCGUGGAUGGGGGUGACGACAGUGAGGACAUCCACACAGUGACAGUGGAUAAGAGCGUGGACGGCAAGCUGGGGUUCAGUGUGCGGGGGGGCUCCGAGCACGGCCUCAGCAUCUUCGUCAGCAAGGUAGAGGACAGCAGCUCCGCAGAGCAGGCAGGCCUUUGUGUUGGCGACAAGCUGGUGGAGGUGAAUGGGGUGAGCCUGGAGAGCAUCACAAUGAGCAGUGCGGUUAAAGUCCUGACGGGGAACAACCGGCUGAGGAUGGUGGUGAGACGCGUGGGGAAAGUCCCCGGCAUCCGAUACUCCAAGGAGAAGACCACCUGGGUGGACCUGAUCCAGCGCAGGAUGGUGGUGGAGGAGAGUGGCCGUACGCCCUCAGCCUCGAUGGCCGGCUCGGACGGGGCCCUGCGGAGGAUCGUCCACCUCUACACCACCUCAGAUGACUACUGCCUGGGCUUCAACAUCAGAGGGGGCAAGGAGUUCGGCCUGGGCAUCUACGUCUCCAAACUGGAUCCGGGUGGGCUGGCUGAACAGAAUGGAAUCAAGAUGGGCGACCAGAUCCUUGCAGCCAACGGUGUCAGCUUCGAGGACAUCAGUCACAGCAGUGCCGUGGAGGUGUUGAAGAGCCACACUCACAUCAUGCUGACCAUCAAGGAAACAGGACGAUACCCUGCCUAUAAAGAGAUGGUGGCUGAGUACAGGUGGCUCAACAAGUUGGCCAAUGGCAGUGGGACCCAGCAGUCUUCCUCUCAGGGCUCAGGCUCCGCCUCCUCCGCCUCCUCCCGCUCCUCUGGGACUCCCGUCUCCUCUCUGAGCGGACUGUCCCAGGUCAUGUUCCCCCCUAGCCUGCCCUUCGGCAUGGACAUGGUGGACGUCUGCAUCUCUACCGAGGACCAGGCGCCCGGUUCCGACCACCACGCCGACGCCGCCAUCCAGACCGAGCCCUCGCCUCGCCGGAUGGCGGCGGACAUCAGCUGUGGCCUGGGGGCCACCACCCUCCUGCAGGACUCGGCCAUCCGAGGCGAGCAGGGCGGGGCAAGGGGACAGUCCCCCAAGACGUCCGUCCUCAUGGCCCUCAGCAGACCCAGCCAGCCAAUCCGCCGCUCCCAGAGCCAGGUCACCGUAGCAGAGGUGAAGCAAGGCAAACAGAAGAAACGGCAUCAGAAAGGUGGGAAGGACCCGGAGGGGAGGAGCACUCUGCAGCGCUCCAAGACCUUCGUCAACCUACUGUUCCGGGGUCGCCGGAAAGACACCUCCAAGGGGCGCUCCAAGUCCCCCUCCAAAUCUGAGGCAGGCAGAGAUGGGGAGCUCGGACACCAGCCUAGCGUGCCAGACCCGGAGAUGCUGGGGGUGGUGGAGAGCAUGUCCCGCAGACUGCUGAGUGAAGAGGAGGUGGCUUCUGUCAUGAAUAUCUGCCGACGGUACAUAGCCGAGGGUGCUGUGGACAACCUGGUACGCCACCUGCUGGCCGUGUUGGACCGGCCGGAGAAAGUGCUGCUACUCAGAGAGAUCAGAAUGUUACUCCCGCCAGCUGACCUUAGCCUUUUCAACAAAAUGGUGGUCCCAUUUGAAGUGGAGGCCUAUGAUGUCUUGAAGUACCGUUCUGUGAGAUCCCCACCCCUGCGUUCCCCCCAGUUUGGACGAGCCCCCAGACGACACCUCAUCACUCCCAUCCCAGACCUCCAGGGGGGGUUUGAACUUCACAGUGCCCAGGAGGUGGAGAGGGAGAGCCAGUUCCUGGAGGAACUGGAGAGGCUUCGUCUGUCUGUGCCUCGGAGCCCCCGGGAGCAGCACGUGUACACCUCCAGAACCUUCACCCCUCUGCUAGACGUCCCCGUGGACGGCUACGCCUCCCCAGACUCCUUAAACCCCCCUUCCAUCAGCCCCCUGGUCCCCAACUGGCUGCUGGCCCACAGCAACCCCACCAAACCCCGCCCCCCCCUACAUGGAGACGGUGGUACGGUCCGCUCUGUCCACUUUGAUGACAUGUCAAUGGACCAGGGAGAUACUGUUUCAGAGCGGGGCAGGUCGCCGUUCAGGAAAGGGACUUUUAAGGGUAAAAAGUUGAAAAGUGAUAAAAGGGAGAAAGAAACCGUGUUUACUCUGCAGAGCGCUCCUCGACGGAGCAGGCCGCUGUUGUCCCAGGUGUUUGGCUCUGGCCUAGACUCUGACUUCACGGCAGAGGGGGUGGAAAUAGCGCGGGUGAACGGCCGUCCCAGCUCUUCCGAAGUCUCCAGCAGUGGCGCUCCUGUCACUGAGUACGAGCUCAAAACUGUCAGCAUCUCCAAGACUAAGCAGUCACUGGGUAUCAGUAUCUCUGGUGGGAUGGAGUCCAAGGUCCAGCCGGUGGUGAAGAUCGAGAAGAUCUUCCCAGGAGGAGCUGCCUCUACCUGCAAAGUCCUCAAGGCUGGAUUUGAGCUGCUGUCCGUGGAUGGAGUGUCCUUGCAGGGCGUGACUCACCCGAACGCUGUGGAGAUCAUCCGCAGGGCCUUCAGCAACAAAGCGAAAGACCCCAUGGUGUUCAUAGUCAAAGUCCCUAAAAACCCUUGACUGGAGUGGCUCACUCCACAGAGAAAUGUGACAUUGGCCCAGAGGCCCCAGACAUGAAGCCAAGGAGCUGCACAAACAGAAGUUCCACAGAGGACCCAGCUGAAAUGUUGCAAGAUGGCCCGAAGAGGAGUGAACGGUUUCCUCUGCAGUGGACACACAGGGAUUUGACCAGUCAAACUAAGGGACUAAAGACCUGUAGCUGCACCAGCCAUUGACAUUUGGGCUUCUUAGAGUUCACACAAUCCUCCCCUUAUCAUUGUCUUUUGUAUUAUCAGGAUUGUAUCAGACGCCUUUACAAAAUAUGCAAAAAUAGACAUUAUAGAUAUUCUUAAUUUAAAAAAAAUGCUAAUUUAUGCUAAUUGUAACAUGAGUGCAUUCCAGGCCAGACCACUGUAUUCUCAACUAAUGGUUUAGGCCACAGGCAUCUGACCAAUUCAACAGUGUAUAUGCUGGUUUUUCCUUUCAGUUGGUGCCUAAUUAAAACCAUUGCAACCAG
Molecule: messenger RNA, 3630 nt
Organism: Esox lucius (northern pike)
Lineage: Eukaryota; Metazoa; Chordata; Actinopteri; Esociformes; Esocidae
Product: PDZ domain-containing protein 7
Exons: 17
Coding region: 432-3134 (900 amino acids)
Biological process (GO): auditory receptor cell stereocilium organization; sensory perception of sound
Cellular component (GO): stereocilia ankle link complex; cilium; stereocilium tip
Molecular function (GO): protein binding
Source: RefSeq, a predicted model, not a curated record